This is a messenger RNA of Trichobilharzia regenti, 1041 nucleotides long. The record is from the annotation of a GenBank genome assembly. Lineage: Eukaryota; Metazoa; Platyhelminthes; Trematoda; Strigeidida; Schistosomatidae.
AUACCAGGAUAAAGCCACAUUUUCUGAUAAAAGUACAGAAUCGGAAAGGCAAGAUACGCUUUCACCAACCUGAAACCAGUUUGGAAAUAUUCUGCACUCCGCAGUAUGAACAACAAACAAAAUUCGGAUUUUCAACACAAAUGUCAAGUCAGUUCUUCUAUACGGGUCAGAAACUUGCACUGCGUGUCAGCCACGAAAAGGAUUUCCAACAGGUUAGUGCAGACUUUCAUCAACAUUCGCCUUCGCUGGCUCGAUACUGAAUAUCAAAUAUCCUGUAAGAAAGAAUAAAUAACAAGAAACUCUGAAUGGCGAUGAACAAACCAACCGAGCAAGAGCGGAUUCCUCAACAAGUAUUUAGGAGAAAAUGGAGGUGGAUCAGGCAUACCUUGAGGAAACCGUCAAAUGACAUGGAGCUCAAUGCAGGCCAUUGCUGGAGUGGAAUGCCAAUGGGAAGUGACAACUGGGUCGUCGAUGCGAGGGAUACUACCCCUAACUCGGGUCCAAAAAUGUAGAAAAAUUGAAAAUUUCAAAAACGCUUCCAAAUGAUAGAGGAAUGCGUAAAACCUGUUUUAGUACUUGUGGCCAUGGGGUUUUGAGCUUUUCUAGGCUCAACAACGCCCAGCUAGGCUGUCUUGCUUAUAACCCUAAAAUCCUGUAGUAAACACAGCAUAAGCUAUACAGACGAUAUGAGCGUCGGUUAAAUGAUUCUCAUGGCUAGCUUAUAUAACUGUGCAUGAUUUUCUAUAGUCUUGGCAGACGUAUAGAAGCUAUUUGCAUGCUAAAUUGGUUGGCAGGGAUAACGAUUUGAUUGAAUUUGAUUGUGGCUGCUGGCUUCGUUUAUAGGGGCCUAUGGUCACUAUAGCAUCGCUAUGCGUGCUACUUUUGCAUACAAUAAUACGUUUGGCUGGUCUUGUAUGCGAGAUGACUUCUAUUGGGCUUGUCUAUGUAGUGCAUAAUUGAUUGACGCGAUCAAUGAUCGGCGCAGUUAUGAUUACCUAUGCAUUAUUAUGUAUACUAACGGUGCGAAUGGUUCACCGAGAG